GCAACAGUGGUUGGCAGCGCGGUGAGUUGUUUCUCUCAGCCUCGCUCGCAGCUUCUGCACUAGGAGCGCCGUCGGAGAAUGUAGGGGCAUUCCGGAGGCAACCGGCCCACCAUGAAGGGGCUGGCACUUUUUGACUGAAAUGGGGAAAAUGUCCUAGGCCUUCAGUCUUGAGGAAGGCGUAUUCUCUUAAGUGCCUCGGGGUCACUGCCGCCUUCCACUGACAGUCUUGUUUUAAGAGCGGAAGUCUUGUCUGAAUUUAUUAAUCGCCAGCUUGGUCCCUAACCCCGGGACUUUUCUGAACGGGAUAGGUGAGCUCUGCACAGUACUUGAGCCCUCUCUGCUCGCCAUGUUUUCUUGGGGGUUGAACUGUUUGUCCGUGCUGGGGGCUGCGGGCACUGCUCUCUUAUGUGCGGGUCUGCUGCUUGUUCUGGCCCAACACCUCUGGACCCUCCGCUGGACUCUAAGCCGGGACCGGGCCUCCGCCUUGCCCCUACCCCAGGGCUCCAUGGGCUGGCCAUUCUUCGGUGAGACGCUGCACUGGUUGGUUCAGGGCUCUCGUUUCCACAGUUCCCGCCGCGAGCGCUACGGGACGGUGUUUAAGACGCACCUUCUGGGCAGGCCAGUGAUCCGCGUGAGCGGCGCGGAGAACGUGCGCACCAUCUUGCUGGGCGAGCACCGCCUGGUGCGUAGCCAGUGGCCGCAGAGCGCGCACAUUCUGCUAGGUUCGAACACACUCCUCGGCGCGGUUGGCGAGUCCCACCGGCAACGGCGGAAGGUCCUGGCGCGCGUGUUCAGCCGCCCAGCUCUGGAACAAUUCGUGCCACGGCUGCAGGGGGCGCUGCGGCGAGAGGUGCGCUCCUGGUGCGCCGCCCGAGGACCGGUAGCUGUCUACGGGGCGGCCAAAGCGCUCACCUUCCGGAUGGCCGCUCGCAUCCUCCUGGGUCUGCAACUGGACGAAGCGCGAUGCACAGAGCUGGCCCAGACCUUUGAGCAGCUGGUGGAGAACCUCUUCUCACUGCCUUUGGACGUGCCCUUCAGCGGCCUGCGCAAGGGCAUCCGGGCCAGGGACCAGUUGUAUCAGCACCUGGAUGAGGCCAUUGCUGGGAAGCUUCAUGAGGAGCAGGCAGCAGAGCCAGGUGAUGCCCUGCACCUGAUCAUUACCAGCGCCAGGGAGCUGGGCCACAAGCUCUCUGUGCAGGAGUUGAAGGAGUCGGCUGUGGAGCUUCUCUUCGCCGCCUUCUUCACCACGGCCAGCGCAAGCACGUCGCUCAUCCUGCUGCUACUGCAGCACCCGGCGGCCAUCGCCAAGAUCCAGCAGGAGCUGUCAGCGCAGGGGCUGGGGCUCGCGUGCGGCUGUGCAUCCCCGGCCACAGGGCCCAGACUGGACUGCAACUGUGAGCCGGACCUUAGCCUGGCGGCUCUGGGCCGUCUGCGCUACGUCGACUGCGUAGUCAAGGAGGUGCUUCGCCUCCUACCGCCGGUGUCCGGGGGCUACCGCACUGUGCUGCGAACUUUUGAGUUGGACGGCUACCAGAUCCCCAAAGGUUGGAGCGUGAUGUAUAGCAUCCGAGACACGCACGAGACAGCUGCUGUGUACCGUAGCCCGCCCGAGGGCUUCGACCCGGAGCGCUUUGUCCUGGAGGGUAAGGACGCGCCGGGCUCCUGCGGCCGCUUCCACUACAUCCCGUUCGGCGGCGGCGCGCGCAGCUGCCUGGGCCAGGAGUUAGCACAGGCGGUGCUGCAGUUGCUCGCCGUGGAACUGGUGCGCACGGCGCGCUGGGAGCUGGCUACACCUGCCUUUCCGGUCAUGCAGACGGUGCCCAUCGUGCACCCAGUGGAUGGGCUGCGACUAUUUUUUCACCCUCUCACGACUUUGGGUGCGGGGGAUGGGUUACACCUCUGAUUCGCUGCUCCUCUAGCCUUAGCUUGCCCCGUGGCUGCCGCGCACACCCAGCGCUGGCCAUCUUCAGCGCCCUAGGUCCUCAUCGCGCGCACAUUUAAGUAGUCUUGGAUUUAACAAAUGCUCACCGGACGAUUCUGUGCUAGACUGGAAUGAGUAUUAGACUGAGUCACGCCCCCACCCACCCACCCCCACCCCGCAUUGGAGAAGCCCUGGGCUUGGGAAAGGAGAGCGGCUAGCACGGGAAAGCGUGCUUCACAUCGUAGGCACUUCCAGGAUCUCAAGGAGCCAGCGGUGGAGAGAACCUAUCUACGCUAGAUGAAACCUGGCUUCACCUUCCUGUGGCAAGUUUGGCAAGAAACUUGGGGCCCUGGCGGCGGCAGCGGUGGUGAUGGUUGGGUGUUCCUAUCAAACCAGAGGAGGAUUUACA
Molecule: messenger RNA, 2330 nt
Organism: Myodes glareolus (Bank vole)
Lineage: Eukaryota; Metazoa; Chordata; Mammalia; Rodentia; Cricetidae
Gene: Cyp26c1
Product: cytochrome P450 family 26 subfamily C member 1
Biological process (GO): sterol metabolic process
Molecular function (GO): monooxygenase activity; heme binding; oxidoreductase activity, acting on paired donors, with incorporation or reduction of molecular oxygen
Source: RefSeq, a predicted model, not a curated record